Molecule: messenger RNA, 832 nt
Organism: Erigeron canadensis
Lineage: Eukaryota; Viridiplantae; Streptophyta; Magnoliopsida; Asterales; Asteraceae
Product: zinc finger protein ZAT11-like
Exons: 1
Coding region: 134-679 (181 amino acids)
Biological process (GO): response to chitin
Source: RefSeq, a predicted model, not a curated record
UUUGUUUACAUACUAUACUUACAAAACUCCACUUUUUUCAUCAUUUUUUUGUAUCCAUAUAUUUCAUUCACAUAAAUAAUAUAAUACCCUUACAACAAAUAAUCUUUCAAAAAAAAAUUCUAGUACGUUAAAGAUGGCUUGUAUACCGAUGAAACGAUCAAGAGAAGAAUUCGACGCGACAAUAAAUAGUAUGGCAAACUACUUGAUGCUUAUGUCAAGUGGCACAACAAGCAAUGAAUGUUAUGAUACUAGUUUGGUUAGCCGAGUCUUCGAGUGCAAGACAUGUAACCGUCAGUUUCCGUCUUUUCAAGCACUUGGAGGGCAUAGGGCUAGUCAUAAAAAGCCGAGGUUGGUUGAUGGCGGUCAUGAGCAUGAUAUUAAUAAUAUUGUACCAACAAAACCAAAAUCACACAAGUGCUCAAUAUGUGGGCUUGAGUUUGCCAUAGGACAAGCUUUGGGAGGACAUAUGAGACGGCAUAGGGCCCAAACAAACACCGAUAAUCACUCUUCUAAUCUACCGGUUGAUGAUAUGUUAUCAUCGCCAGUGGUGAAGAAAGUUAAUAGUAGACGGGUUUUUAGUUUGGAUUUGAAUUUAACACCUUUAGAAAAUGAUUUCGGAUCUAGAGUAGUUGAUGAUGAGAAGCUGGUGACUCCAAUCACAAUUGACUUUUUCUUAUGAUUAUUGGAAAUUUGGAAUUAUUACAUGUAUUAUUGUUUAGACUUUAGACUUUUUUUUUUCUUCUUUUUCUUCAUAUCUUUAAUCAGGAAUAUUAUUGUAUAGAUCGAUUAUUGUAAUUUUCCGAUGUAGAGAGAUUACAUUUUUACAUAUUUA